AUGGAGGACAAUUCUGGUCAACCAAAAAGGGGAAUUUUGAGGAACAAAUCCGAAGAUAAACACCAGUAAGAACGUAUUUCAAGAAGUGACAUUAUUUAAGUGUUUUGCAAAGCCAGUAUUUUGUUCCUAAACCAAUUUUCUUUCACCCGUUUGCGAAAAGUACCUGAUCUUAUGCACGCGCUCAGCGAUUCUGUCAGAUUCUCAUUCCACAGUUGUUGCGUUGUAAAUUAUUUUUCUUUAUUCUCGGUGUUCAUUUUUGUUUUUGCGUUUUGAUAUUCUCGCUAAAGCUUUAAUAAUGGGUUAGAACCUAUACUUAUUAGUACUGUACUGGUAUUAAAUACUCUGGUAUUUUUGACGCUAAUUUUUCACACCAGGUUUUCAUGCAACUCAUAAGCUUGAAGCUUCAUACAUUGGCGUUAAAAGAUUUAAUUUUUAAACUUAUGUUUUCAAAAUAUGGGUCUCUCUUGAGUCAUCUUAGUCACUCUUUUCAAAAAUUAGCUUUGUAUACUUUGUCGAUCAUACUCCGAUGGACACUUCCCGUAUUGAUUAUAGUGAUGCCAAUAAUUAUUAGUGUCAGUCUUUUCAGCUUUAGACUUGCAAAGGUCAUUCUUAGACUAAAUUUAGUCUUAACAAAAGAGGUUUUGAAUAUAAGUUUAUUUUCUUUAUAGAUGUUACAUUGAUUUUGUAAGUACAAAAAAGGUUUUCUUUGAAUUUAUACUAUUGCAGGAAAAUUGAGGUUGCAUGACUUUGUUUUUAGAUAAUUAUUUAAAUAUUGACUUUUCUUUAUUCUUUGGUUUGCAUCAUAUGAGACGGUCAAACCCUCUUAAGAGACACCUUGGUUUUUUAUGGACAAGUUUUAGCAGUAAAGUUGCUGUAUGUAGAUCCUCCUCAAUACAGUCACACAGACAGUGUUUUCCUUUGGUAUCAAUAGUAUCUAUUUCAUUUGACUCUCAAAUUAGUGCUGAAAACUUAAAUUUAAGGAAACCAACAAAUUUCAUUUUUAUAGGAAUUGAAAAUUAAAAGUAGCAUGCUAAAGCACUGCCAAAAAAGGCUUUAUUGAAUGGCUAAGGUUGUAAUCUGAGUCUAAGUAAUCUGAAGGCUCAGGAGAAAAAUCUACCCAUUUAAUUUGUUGAUAAUUUUUGAAAUACUUCAUCAUUUUUUAAACUAAGAAUUGUGUACUUGACUGUGAAAAAUUCAGCCAUGUGAAAUUUAUGUGCAGAGACUUUCUUAUAGUUUUGUGAAAUGUAUUACAAAGAUAUGACUCAUAAAAAAGGAUUAAAUUUAUUUUUCUUGGUGCAUAAAAUAUAAGCCACAGAGUUAAUGAGUGGGAAUAAGAUAAGCCAGUUUUCUCUCUUGAAAGAGAGGAAACAUAGCAUUAUGAAAUGGUGGCAACCACAACUAAUUAAUCACCCAGUGUUUCAUUGUUUCUUGUCAGCCUAAAACUUCCUUUGACUUAAAAAAUAGCUUUUGCCUAUAAUGCAAAUUCAUUGGAUCCAACUGAUAACACAACUGGAUUUUUUUUCAUUAUCAAGAGAGUGAUGAAUGUUUAAUGCCUUUCUUUGUCUCUCUUAAACUGCCUGCAAGCCUUUUGAGAAACAUGAAAUAUUUUUCUUUUUUUUAGACAAACUUGUUUUCCUUAUAUAUUAAAUAUCUGGUAUUAUUCUGUAGCUUGUAAAUGUUUUUCUUUAGCAGAGUGUCUAUUCCUUCACUGUUGUCAGUGAUUCUUUCCAGCUGUCGUUUAAAUAUAUUUUUAUGCUAAUAAUUUUAUUGCAAUCUUCGUGAUACUUUUUUAUAAAAUUAUGCACGAUUUUUCUUGUCAUUUAGUUUUUUCCAAAUUCGUUCGUUAAUGUGUUUUUUUUCUGUAAAACAGAACUGCCCACUCGUGUUGCCAUACUUUUCUUUAUAUGAAAGUGGAUGACAUCUUUUUGGACUAUGCAGUCAUAUUGUGUCCGUAAUGUCUGUUGGUAGGAAUGGUGACAUUUCUGAAGGGCAGAUACAAUUAAUAUUCUAUGAUCGAGACAGUUCUCAAACAUGCAGAGUCUAUUAUGCUGCAGUUGUUGCUUGUCAUUUUAUCAAUUUAUUUUUUCUUUUCAAAAGGAAACUUUGCAAAAAAGGUGUAAUUGAGGUCAUCGACAUGCUAUGUAACAUGAAGGUGAAGUGUGAUUUCUUGCGUCAAAAAAAAUUUUUUUUUCUUGAUACAAGAACAUUUCCUAUGGGCAUUCAGUGAGUAAUAGAAUAAGCUUAAUGAAAUGUAAAAUGUCUGCUCUUUAGUGAAGUUGAAAUAAGAUUCAAGUGAUAUACAAGGUAAGGUAGAAAAAGGGUGCCAGAUGUAAUGUUACAGCUUUGUGUUUGGAGAGGAGACCUCAAGAAACUACCAGUCUUAUGGUAUUUUACCUUAACUAAAGAAAACCUUUGUUUAAUCAUUAAAUUUCAGUUCAGGUAUUCAGUGGGAUGAAAUGAACAUUUUGAUGACACAUCACCCCCCAGACAAAGACUAUGGGCACAUUAAGAUCAAUGAGCCUCCAACGCCCUAUAAUAGAUGGAAGGACCCUGAUGAUGAAGCUGGGGAGGGAACUGUUGAACCAUUCUCUGACGAUGAAGUUGAUCCUGGAAAACUAGAUCCUGACCAUUUGCAUAAAAGGUAAUAGCAGCCUGCAAUCAUAAUCUCCAAGCAGCUAUUACGCAUGCAUGUAUGGUAGGUAUAUAGCCAGCUUUGUUUGGACUCCCUUUAAGAAUGAAUAAAAUACACAGAAUCCAAUCUGAUCUGAUGAGCGUUCAAUCUUGUACCCAGAGUCUUCUGGAUUUUUGGUACAAGGUUGAUGCACAUUUGGACCUUUUGAUCUCUCGUGAUAUGAUCAUGUGUGUUUAGACCAUCUACUAUGUGAGUCUUAUGCAAAGCAAGGCAUUGGAGCAAAAGCAUUUUGACCUUCAAUUGAUGUCACCUGUGGUCCUUAACCUUAAGUUAUUAUUGGUUUUAAAUAGAGAACUUGUUCACAAAUUUGAAGUUUUCUUUGUACCCCUUUGAGGCAGACCAACUGUUGUGUCGGAGCAGAAAUUGAAUGGGUCAACCCAUUGCUGGCUUUCAUUGUCAAGCCAUACAAAAUAAAAAUCAAAACCAUUCAAAAGAUGAAGUCCAGAAUCUGGUAAAUGAAAGGGAAUAAACAUGCUCAGACCCUUAGUAAGACUCAUGUCUGUGCAAUUUUUUAUAUGCAAGAUAUUCGGAGAAAUGAUUUACCUAAAUUUAUAGACACCAUGUUGGUGUCCCUCUAAGGGGCACCAACAUAUGAACUCCAUAAUAAUGCACGCAAGAUAAUUUUCCCCAGUUGAAAGAAUGCAUAUAGCAGGGCUCAAAAAGAGCUUGAAUUCCAGCUUGUCUUUUGGGAAGUAGCUCCCACAUUUUGCUUGUUAUGGGUCACUUCUUGCUCAUCUUAGUUAAUGAUUUUGGUAGGGAACAUCUUCCCUGGACCCUUCCCCAUUUGGCAAACUUUUGUGGGUACUUGUAAGUAAAAGUUACUUUCCCAGCAAGAAAUUUUGCUUGUCCUGAACCUCCAGACAGAACUUUUUAAAGCCCUGUACAAGUUGAAUUCUCUGCCACUAUGGUUAGAUUUAUAUACUCAUGAGUUCACCAUAAAGAAGAUUCUCCUGCAACCCAAAACAGAUAAUUUUUCACAUCUUUGUGUGCUUUGAUACAAGGAUUAAAGAUGCUCCAAAGAGGCGUUCUUGGGAAGAUCCAGAAAAUGGUGGAGAGGAAGAGGAAGAUGAUGAGUUAUCAGAACCACAGAAAGGUUGAUUGACAUUCAUUUCAUCCUAUUNCCUAAAUUUAUAGACACCAUGUUGGUGUCCCUCUAAGGGGCACCAACAUAUGAACUCCAUAAUAAUGCACGCAAGAUAAUUUUCCCCAGUUGAAAGAAUGCAUAUAGCAGGGCUCAAAAAGAGCUUGAAUUCCAGCUUGUCUUUUGGGAAGUAGCUCCCACAUUUUGCUUGUUAUGGGUCACUUCUUGCUCAUCUUAGUUAAUGAUUUUGGUAGGGAACAUCUUCCCUGGACCCUUCCCCAUUUGGCAAACUUUUGUGGGUACUUGUAAGUAAAAGUUACUUUCCCAGCAAGAAAUUUUGCUUGUCCUGAACCUCCAGACAGAACUUUUUAAAGCCCUGUACAAGUUGAAUUCUCUGCCACUAUGGUUAGAUUUAUAUACUCAUGAGUUCACCAUAAAGAAGAUUCUCCUGCAACCCAAAACAGAUAAUUUUUCACAUCUUUGUGUGCUUUGAUACAAGGAUUAAAGAUGCUCCAAAGAGGCGUUCUUGGGAAGAUCCAGAAAAUGGUGGAGAGGAAGAGGAAGAUGAUGAGUUAUCAGAACCACAGAAAGGUUGAUUGACAUUCAUUUCAUCCUAUUAUUGAAUAAGGAACUGAGUAUUAUUAUGAAAAGUUAUGCAGAUUGAGGAGGUUGUUGUGGGCUAAGGUGGAUAAUGUUUUCUAAGAUCUGCAUGAUUCUUUUAUAUCAUACUAAAGGUAAAAGCCUUUGCCAUAAUAAUUCUGGUCUCAACUUUCUUUUGCAUCAAAGGAAGAUCAAAGUGGUCUCAAUGUUGGCGUAAAUAUAGAGCAGUAGAAAAGUCUUUCCUAAGUUAAAGUACGAUAAUGGCUGUAAUAAUGAUAAUAUGUCUGUAUUUCAUAGAAUAAAGGUUGAUUGACAUUUAUAUGUAUUCCAUGUUACAAUAACUAUUAAGAAAAGGGCCAAAUGUUACAAAUAUAACAGUAGAUAAAAAGACAAGAUUGAAAGUUUAAAAAAGUGUAAAUAGCUGAGGAAUAAGGAAUAUUAUAUUAAAAAGACAAUGUAAAAAUGGUAAAAUGACAUAGUAAAAAAGCAAUCUAAAUAGCUAAGUUAUCAUUAAAUACGAUUUAUAAAAUUGUUCAUAAACCUUUGGGUGUUAAUUUUCGGCCUAAGAGUAGAACUACAAUACAGCUGGUACUCCUUUGCUUUGGGAAGCAUGCAAUAGAGAGGAUUUCCUUCCGACUCAGACACUUUGCUGUAAAUUCUUCUGUCUUGUUUUUCUAGGAGCUCGCGGAUGUUAACUUUGUGAGAAAUAUAAUUACGCUUGAAGCAAUUUUAGGUCUCCAAAGGAUGACUUUGACAAAAGUUGAGGGACUGCUGUUGCAUUCCUUUUUUUGUCACUUCUUCAGCUCAAACUACAGGUGGCCAGAGGCAACUUUUUGUCCUGGGGUCAAUUUAAUAAAACGUUUUCAAGACUUUUUGUAAUUUACUAGUCUAGCUAUUGGUUUAGACUCUAAAACAAUGGCUUCUUAAAUUACACUGGUAAAAGUUUCAUUAAAUUGACCCCUGUGUGAUAUUUGGUGAGCAUUUUGUUCUCCCUUUAAUUACUGGUUUAUUAAACCUUAUAACAUUGCUGAUUGUUUUGAUUUAGAGGUGAAGAAGAAAUUUGAAGAAAAGCGAAAAUACCAUUACAAUGAGUAUUCCAAGGUCAAACUUGCAAGGAAACUUAUAGAGCAGGAAUUAAAAGAUUUAGAAGAUGAUGAUGAUGAUACAGACAGUAAAAAGGAACAACCAAGCUCAUCAGCACAAACUGAUGCUGACACACAGGUGCGAUAA
Messenger RNA from Porites evermanni, 5603 nucleotides. NCBI's taxonomy places the organism in Eukaryota, Metazoa, Cnidaria, Anthozoa, Scleractinia, Poritidae. The record is from the annotation of a GenBank genome assembly.